AUGGAUUCCUUUGAGAGUAUUGAUCAUAUGGAAGAUGAAGAUUAUUUUGAUCACGAGGAGUAUAUGAUACAAGCAAUGGCCCUACAUAGACAACAACAUGCAGCCGAGGGAGCAUCUGCUUCACGUCGUCGUAAUUCUCAACCUCGCAUGUUCAUUCGACAUAAUCCAUUGGAAGGUCAUGAGCGCCUUUGGAAUGAUUACUUUGCUGAGCCGUCAAUAUAUUCACCAAACGUUUUUAGGAGGAGGUUUCGAAUGCAUCGUAAUCUUUUUUUAUGCAUACAUUCUGCAGUUGAAGCUCACGAUGAUUAUUUUGUCCAAAAAAGAGACGCCAGUGGGAGACUUGGAUUGUCCUCCCUUGAAAAGAUAACUGCAGCAAUUAGGAUGCUUGCAUAUAGGGUUACGACAGAUCUUAUGGACGAGUAUGUAAGAAUUGAAGAAAGCACCGCACGGUUGAGUAUGAAGAAAUUUGUAAAGGCGAUCAUGUCAAUUUUUUGGGGUGAGUACUUGAGGUCUCCAACCAGCAAUCAUAUAGCGAGGUUACUAGAAGUCGGACAAAACCAUGGGUUUCUAAGAAUGUUGGGUAGCAUUGAUUGCAUGCACUGGAAAUGGAAGAACUGUCCUAGUGCUUGGAAAGGUAAGUACUCUGGUCACGUAAAUGAACCAACUAUUAUUUUGGAGGCUGUUGCAUCUUAUGAUCUUUGGAUAUGGCAUGCUUUUUUUGGUUUGCCUGGGUCUCAUAAUGACAUCAAUGCAACAUUAGUGAAGACAAUUCCUGCUCCACAUGGAAAAAAGAAAAAACAUUUUGCUGCUUGUCAGGAGUCUGCAAGGAAAGAUGUGGAGCAAGCCUUCGGAGUACUCCAAGCUAGAUUUGUAAUUGUGCGUGGACCUGCUAGGUAUUUUCAGCCCCGAGUUCUAAAAGACAUUAUGUACACAUGCAUUAUCUUGCACAAUAUGAUCGUUGAAGAUGAGCGUCAUCAAUAUCUCGGGGUUGACCAGUUUAUUUACGAAUCCAAUGAUGAUACUCCACAUGAGCCAAUUUCACGCGAUAAUAUACCUGAAUUCAUGGAGUUCAUUGCGCAACAUCAUCGAAUUAGAGAUAGAGGCACUCAUUCUCAACUCCAAGCUGACCUUAUCGAGCAUUUAUGGAAUUUGCAUGGCCGCUCAUAA
Juglans regia (Persian walnut) is the source of this 1167-nucleotide messenger RNA. RefSeq lists its product as uncharacterized. Lineage: Eukaryota; Viridiplantae; Streptophyta; Magnoliopsida; Fagales; Juglandaceae. The transcript is spliced from 2 exons. The record is from RefSeq and is a predicted model, not a curated record. The coding region runs from base 1 to 1167 and encodes 388 amino acids.